CCUUCCCCGUCUCUUCGUUUUUCUCUGUGAGAAACAAAUAUGGCAGCGCCAUUAUUCUUCCUACUCCACUCUACCCUUCUGUUCACACUAAUCUUCGUACUUCUCCUGCCACAAGUUACUUCUCACUACUUAUCUUCCUCUUCUUCAGCCUCCUCUCCUUCCGCCUACUCCCAGCAGCUGUCGGAGUGGCGGUCCGCGCGCGCUACCUACUACGCGGCCUCGGAUCCACGGGAUGCAGUGGGCGGCGCGUGCGGGUACGGUGACCUGGUCAAGGCCGGGUAUGGAAUGGCGACGGUGGGUUUGAGUGAGUCUCUGUUCGAGCGCGGGCAGAUCUGCGGCGCGUGUUUCGAGCUCCGGUGCGUGGACGACUUGCGGUGGUGCAUUCCCGGAACUUCCAUUAUCGUCACUGCUACUAAUUUCUGUGCGCCUAAUUACGGUUUUGAUGCCGACGGUGGAGGGCACUGCAAUCCUCCGAACAAACACUUUGUUCUCCCAAUCGAGGCAUUUGAGAAGAUCGCUGUCUGGAAAGCUGGUAACAUGCCGGUCCAGUAUCGCCGGAUAAAGUGCAGAAAGGAGGGAGGCAUCAGGUUUGCAAUCGAUGGUGGAGGUAUUUUCAUUUCAGUGUUAAUCAGCAACGUAGCUGGGGCUGGAGAUAUAGCUUCGGUGAAGAUCAAGGGAUCGAGAACUGGAUGGCUUUCAAUGGGUCGGAACUGGGGUCAAAACUGGCAUAUAAAUGCUGACUUGAAAAACCAACCCCUCUCAUUUGAAGUCACUAGUAGUGAUGGGAGUAGAAUCUUGUCUUACAAUGUGGCUCCCAAAGACUGGAACUUUGGACAGACCUUUGAAGGCAAGCAAUUCGAGUCAUGAUGAGAACUUCCAGCGAUGAACUGAAUAGAGGUAAAUCAUGUAGACAAGAUAAUUCUUUUCUUUUUUCUUUUUCUUUUCAUUUUCCUUUUCUUUAACCAAUUGGAGGGUGGUGGUAGCCGGUAAGUGUAUGAUGUGCCGGAUUUUUAUUCGUGGAGGAAAUUGAUAUUAGGUUGAUGAGCA
Messenger RNA from Carica papaya (papaya), 1047 nucleotides. It is a transcript of the gene EXPA13, whose product is annotated as expansin A13. Gene Ontology annotation, biological process: plant-type cell wall organization. NCBI's taxonomy places the organism in Eukaryota, Viridiplantae, Streptophyta, Magnoliopsida, Brassicales, Caricaceae. Gene Ontology annotation, cellular component: extracellular region. The record is from RefSeq and is a predicted model, not a curated record.